CCAGCGGCAACCGAGACGGAAGUGCCCUCUUUCCCAAGGCUGCAGUCUCUGGGCGGGCGGGGAGGCUCCCGAGGUGGGGGCCGGGCCGGAAUGGCGGCAGCGGCGGCCGGGACGGGGACUUGGGCGGCCCAGGAGAAGCAGUUUCCGCCUGCCCUGUUGAGCUUCUUCAUCUACAACCCGCGCUUCGGUCCCCGCGAGGGAGAGGAAGAAAAUAAAAUUUUGUUUUAUCACCCAAAUGAAGUAGAAAAGAAUGAAAAAAUUAGAAACGUUGGAUUAUGUGAAGCCAUUGUACAGUUUACAAGGACCUUUAGCCCAUCAAAACCUGCAAAAUCUUUACAUACACAGAAGAAUAGACAAUUCUUCAAUGAACCGGAAGAAAAUUUCUGGAUGGUCAUGGUGGUUCGGAACCCUCUCAUUGAGAAGCAGAGCAAAGAUGGAGAACCAAUUGUGGAAUACCAAGAGGAAGAGCUAUUGGACAAGGUCUACAGUUCAGUGCUACAGCAGUGCUACAGCAUGUACAAGCUUUUUAAUGGGACAUUUCUGAAAGCCAUGGAAGAUGGAGGUGUCAAGCUCCUGAAAGAACGACUGGAGAAAUUCUUCCACCGGUAUUUGCAAACGCUACAUUUACAGUCUUGUGACUUACUCGACAUUUUUGGUGGAAUCAGCUUCUUUCCAUUGGAUAAAAUGACUUAUUUGAAAAUCCAGUCCUUUAUUAACAGAAUGGAGGAAAGCCUAAAUAUAGUCAAGUACACUGCGUUUCUCUACAAUGAUCAACUCAUCUGGAGUGGACUAGAACAGGACGACAUGCGAAUUCUAUACAAAUACCUCACCACCUCACUGUUCCCCAGGCACAUCGAACCUGAGUUGGCAGGAAGGGAUUCCCCAAUCAGGGCAGAAAUGCCAGGAAAUCUUCAACACUACGGAAGAUUUCUUACUGGACCCUUGAACCUUAAUGAUCCAGAAGCAAAAUGCAGAUUCCCCAAAAUUUUUGUAAAUACAGAUGACACUUAUGAAGAGCUCCAUUUAAUUGUUUAUAAGGCCAUGAGUGCAGCCGUGUGCUUUAUGAUUGAUGCCUCCAUGCAGCUGACAUUGGAUUUUUGCCGCAGACUGGACAGCAUCGUUGGGCCCCAGCUCACUGUCCUGGCAUCUGACAUCUGUGAGCAGUUUAACAUCAACAAGAGAAUAUCUGGGUCUGAAAAAGAACCACAGUUUAAGUUCAUCUACUUCAACCAUAUGAAUUUGGCAGAGAAAAGCACAAUCCACAUGAGGAAGACGCCCAGUGUGUCACUCACGUCCGUCCAUCCAGAUCUAAUGAAGAUUCUAGGUGACAUCAACAGUGAUUUUACCAGAGCGGAUGAAGAUGAAGAAAUCAUCGUGAAAGCCAUGAGUGAUUAUUGGGUUGUUGGGAAGAAGUCUGAUCAGCGGGAGCUCUAUGUGAUUUUGAAUCAGAAAAAUGCAAACCUGAUUGAAGUCAAUGAGGAGGUAAAGAAACUCUGUGCCACACAGUUCAAUAACAUCUUCUUCUUGGAUUGACUAAUGGCUCACCAGAAACAUCUCUUAAAAAAAAAAAAAAACUCUGCAAACCUUCUAUUUACCAUUGCAAGUUAUUGGUCAUAUUGUUGACUGGAUUAAUGACAAUAGUAAAGCAAUACUUGCUUUGAAAAAUCAAAUUUCUACUCAGUCUGAUGAUCCUGAGGUUUUUAGAUUUUAAAUAUUUAUGUGGGAUUAAUUAAAGGUAGUCAGCUGUAUCUGUCAUUCCAUUCUUUUGACAUCAUGUGAAUAUUUUACUGGAAAAUAAGACUAAUAAAUUGUUAAAGUUUUUAAAAAUU
Nannospalax galili (Upper Galilee mountains blind mole rat) is the source of this 1829-nucleotide messenger RNA. It is a transcript of the gene Ccz1, whose product is annotated as CCZ1 homolog, vacuolar protein trafficking and biogenesis associated. Bases 91 to 1533 code for a protein of 480 amino acids. The record is from RefSeq and is a predicted model, not a curated record. NCBI's taxonomy places the organism in Eukaryota, Metazoa, Chordata, Mammalia, Rodentia, Spalacidae. Gene Ontology annotation, cellular component: Mon1-Ccz1 complex; intracellular membrane-bounded organelle. Gene Ontology annotation, biological process: vesicle-mediated transport. The transcript is spliced from 15 exons.